AUGUCCUCAUCCGACAACGAUUGCGAUGAUUGCACACCCGAAUACCUGCGGGCCCCGACCCUCCUCCGCUCCUCAACCCUCAUCUCCUUUGCCCCGUUCAUCCUCACCUUCCUCCUCGUCUUCCUCGUCGCCCUGAGCAAGCUCUUUCCUCGCCUCUCCGGCUCCGCGACCUCUUCAACCCCUUCGAGCCGCCGCAGCCAUGAGCAAGGCCCUCUACAUACCCGAGAUGGGCCAGCGGGACGCACGGGGUGGACGUUCCAGGUGCCGCGGUUGUCGAAAGACAGGAUUGCAGCGGUGACAUUCUCCGCAAGCUUUGCGCUGUCGAUGGUGUUGAUCGAGCUUAUACUCUGCGAGAUCUCGGGCGCCCUUGACCCUAGAGCUCGGGCAAUUUCUCUGCGGAUAUCGAUCCCAGCGCUGUUAUUCCUCCUUCUAGUGGCUGCGCCGGCCCUAGAAAUCCACUCCGUCCUCUCUGCGGCGGGUUGGGGCAUCAAUGGCACUUCCAGUGGAGACUCCUCUCGAACAGCAUGGAUCUUCGAAUGCCUAGGCCUUGCGAUGUGGCUCUUCGGCUUCUGGUACUUUGGUACCGCCAUGCUGAACAUGUACCGGAGCGGGAACGGCACCCAUUCCGACAAAAACAAUGGCUUCAUUGCCGCACUGCUCUCUCGCAUCGGUAUUUUUGGCAUCUCCAUGAUGGCCUGCCUCGCCGGUUUUGCGGCCAUCAGUGCCCUGUGGCAGACAUUCGGAGUGAAACCCGCCUCCGUGAGCGAAUCGGACGUAUCACGAAAACAAGCCGGACUGAACGCCACCUCCGAGCUCCUUGCGGCCAAGGAAUCUCGCCUCCGCGCCCUCACCCGCAAGAUCUCCGAAUCCCCCUCGGAAGGCAUCUUCUCCCGCCUAGUCGGCGCCAUCCGCGCCUCCCCCGACACUCAAGAACUCCGCCUCCUCCGCCUCGAGAUCUCCGGCCUCGAAGCCACCCGCUACUCCCUCAGCGACCAGCUCCUCGCCCUCCAGACCCGGCGCACCGUCCAACUCCGCGCCCACACCCCCCUCGGCCGCCUCCUCCACGCCUUCUCCUUCCUCUUCGCCCUCUACUGCGCCUACCGCAUCCUCACCACCUCCCUCUCCUCCCUCCACCGCGCCGUCUCCCCCUCCUCCGCUGCCGCCACCUCCGCCACCGACCCCGUCACCCAGAUCCUCACCCUCCUCGCCAAGCUCUGGGAUCCCUCCCUCGACCGCGCCACCUGGAGCCGCCAGCUCUCCUUCCUCCUCUCCGGUGGCAUGCUCUUCGCGUCCUUCAACAGUGCCCUACAGACCUUCCUGCUCCUCGCGCGCGCCUUCCCGUCGCUCGUACGCCUAAUCCGCGUGAACUUCGCGCUGCUACUCGGGCAGAUCUGCGGGACCUACGUCAUUUCGUCCGCGCUGUUGCUGCGGGGGCAUUUGCCGAAGGAGGUAGGCGGGGUGGUGGCGGAGAUUCUCGGGGCGCCGCUGGAGCCGAAGAUGGGGGAGGCGUGGUUUGAUGGGUGGUUUUUGGUGGCAUGUGGAGUGACGGGGUUGGGGAUUUGGGUUGGGAGGCGGGUGGUGGGG
Molecule: messenger RNA, 1584 nt
Organism: Eremomyces bilateralis CBS 781.70
Lineage: Eukaryota; Fungi; Ascomycota; Dothideomycetes; Eremomycetales; Eremomycetaceae
Exons: 1
Cellular component (GO): membrane
Source: RefSeq, a predicted model, not a curated record